AUGAAUCUCUGCUCCGUUGCUUUUGCUUCUCUGUUCUCCUUCUGCCUGCUUCUGCUUCCUGCUAAACAUGGUGCUUCCUCCCAUGGAAGCUACAAGCUAGGGCCCAGACAAAUUUUUUUCAAGACAUCUGACAGGUCAUCAUCUGGCGACUCACACCAGGCCUCAAGGCUGCCUCCUGCAACCACCUGCUCGUCCAUGGCAACUGGCUUAGACAACAACAAGCUACCCAUAGUACACCGGCAGAGUCCAUGGUCGCCGUUGCACGGGCUGCCGUCGCUAACAACGGCAGAUGUCCUGCAUCGCGACACCUCCCUCGUCCGGCGCCGGCGCCGUUUCUCCUCACAGUCGUCUGUGGUGGCUGCCCCAACCCCGGCUCUGUCGCCGGCUGCAGCCACCAUAAUCCCGGCCAACGGCUCGUCAGACCCGUCGACGCUACCAGGCGCGCUGGACUACAUCGUGCUUGUCAGCUACGGUUCGCCGGAGCAGCAGUUCCCGGUGUUCCUGGGCACCAACGUCGGGACAUCCCUGCUCCGGUGCAAGCCGUGCGCCUCAGGUUCCGACGACUGUAACCCGGCGUUCGACACGUUACAGUCCUCGACGUUCGCCCAUGUCCCCUGCAGCUCGCCGGACUGUCCGGUGAACUGCUCCAGUUCCGUCUGCCCGUUUUACGACCUGUAUGGGACCGUCGGCGGCACGUUUGCGACGGACGUGCUCACGCUGGCGCCGUCGUCCAUGGCCGUCCACGACUUCAGGUUCGUCUGCAUGGACGUAGAGAGUCCUUCUCCUGAUCUGCCGGAGGCCGGCUCCAUCGACCUCAGCCGCCACCGCAACUCGCUGCCGUCGCAGCUGUCGUCGUCGUCGGGGAUAGCCCCCACCGCUGCCUCCUUCUCCUACUGCCUGCCACAGUCCCGGAACUCCCAGGGCUUCCUCUCCCUCGGCGGCGACGCCACCGUCGUCGGAGACGACGACAACCUCACCGUUCACGCUCCGAUGGUGUGGAACAACGACCCUGAUCUCGCGAGCAUGUACUUCAUCGACCUCGUCGGAAUGAGCCUCGGCGGCGAGGACCUUCCGAUCCCGUCCGGGACCUUUGGCAACGCUAGCACCAACCUGGACGUCGGGGCCACCUUCACCAUGCUGGCGCCGGAGGCGUACACGACGCUGCGCGACGCCUUCCGGAAGGAGAUGUCGCAGUACAACAACCGCUCGUCGCCGGCGGGGUUUGACGGCUUCGACACGUGCUUCAACUUCACGGGGCUGAAUGAGCUCGUCGUACCGCUCGUCCAGCUCAAGUUCAGCAAUGGCGAGAGCCUGAUGAUCGACGGGGACCAGAUGCUGUACUACCACGACCCCGCCGCCGGUCCAUUCACCAUGGCGUGUCUCGCCUUCUCCUCCUUGGACGUCGGCGAUUCCUUCUCCGCCGUGAUUGGGACGUAUACGCUGGCGUCCACAGAGGUGGUGAUUUCUACAUGUGCGAGGAGGGAAAGGAGGCCAGGGGCGGAGCAGGUGGCGAUCUCUUCUUGCAGGAAGCGCGUCACUGACUUGUGGUACUACCACAAGGUCAAGCGGGAGAAGCUCACCAAGACUCAGGCAAGACAGGUGGUCCUCACCAGUGAGCAGUACCUGCUGGUGCCUACUUAG
Messenger RNA from Sorghum bicolor (sorghum), 1641 nucleotides. Its product is annotated as aspartyl protease AED1. NCBI's taxonomy places the organism in Eukaryota, Viridiplantae, Streptophyta, Magnoliopsida, Poales, Poaceae. The transcript has 3 exons. Gene Ontology annotation, biological process: proteolysis. Gene Ontology annotation, molecular function: aspartic-type endopeptidase activity. Bases 1 to 1641 code for a protein of 546 amino acids. The record is from RefSeq and is a predicted model, not a curated record.